AGGAGGGAAUAAAGUUAGGGUUUUGCGAUUUCACAGUAUAAAACGAACUGAGUGUGGUCUUCACUCUUCGCCUUCGUACCUUUCAACAUUCAGAUCUUCUUGGUCAUCUGAAUCAAGUUUUAACGUGGUUUGAAGAGUUUCUCAACUGCCCUUCAUUUUCUGCCAAAAUGAGCCGGCCAAUGGAGGAAGAUACCACUAAGAAUGAGGAAGAGGAAUUCAACACUGGACCAUUGUCUGUACUCAUGAUGAGUGUUAAAAAUAAUACCCAGGUACUGAUAAAUUGUCGGAACAACAAAAAGCUUCUGGGCCGUGUCAGGGCUUUUGAUAGGCACUGCAACAUGGUUCUUGAAAAUGUCAGAGAGAUGUGGACUGAGGUGCCAAAGACUGGUAAAGGAAAGAAAAAGGCCCAGCCAGUCAACAAGGAUAGAUUCAUCAGCAAAAUGUUCCUCCGAGGAGAUUCUGUCAUCAUUGUUCUUAGGAACCCAAAAUGAGUUAGUGUUGCGAUCAGCGUGUACAAGUAAUUGGCUCUGUAGUCUUGCCUUUUUCAUUAUGUUGAAUUCUUGAUAACCAUAUAUGGUGUAGACGUUCCCCCUUUGGAAUUUAUUUACAUGUUUGGACAUCGGCGGGGGAUGUAGAUGGUAUUUUGAUGAGGACGCCUGAGAACGAUUAAACAAAUUUCCGGAUCUCUUUUCAAUUCUGUACGUAUUAACGUGUACAUCUAAUGAUUGUAU
Messenger RNA from Abrus precatorius (Indian licorice), 731 nucleotides. Its product is annotated as small nuclear ribonucleoprotein Sm D2-like. Gene Ontology annotation, molecular function: RNA binding. The transcript has 6 exons. Gene Ontology annotation, cellular component: precatalytic spliceosome; catalytic step 2 spliceosome; U2 snRNP. Gene Ontology annotation, biological process: RNA splicing; spliceosomal snRNP assembly. Bases 168 to 491 code for a protein of 107 amino acids. NCBI's taxonomy places the organism in Eukaryota, Viridiplantae, Streptophyta, Magnoliopsida, Fabales, Fabaceae. The record is from RefSeq and is a predicted model, not a curated record.